Molecule: messenger RNA, 949 nt
Organism: Tripterygium wilfordii
Lineage: Eukaryota; Viridiplantae; Streptophyta; Magnoliopsida; Celastrales; Celastraceae
Product: HVA22-like protein e
Exons: 5
Coding region: 225-629 (134 amino acids)
Source: RefSeq, a predicted model, not a curated record
UAAAUCUCCUCGGACACGUAUACGGUAGAACCCGAUACGUAUCCCUUCUUGACACGUGUCCUACCUCUUUACUGUUAUAUAAACCUCAAGUCUCUCAACCGUUUUCUCAUUACUCCAUCCUCUGCAAAUCAUCAGAGUCAGUCAGUUUCUUUGUGUUUCUCGCAGUUUACGCUUCGUUAUUUUGUCCCUUUCGCCGAAAAUUUUCCAGGAAUCAGAGAGAAAAUAUGGGUCGUUUUUGGACUCUGCUUACACACGUCCACGCACUUGCAGGACCAGUGUUGAUGCUGCUGUACCCAUUGUAUGCAUCAGUGAUAGCAAUUGAGAGUCCUUCAAAAGUGGACGAUGAGCAGUGGCUUGCAUACUGGAUCUUGUAUUCCUUCCUAACUCUUACCGAGAUGGUCCUUCAAUCCGUUCUAGAGUGGAUACCGAUAUGGUACUCGGUGAAGUUAGCGCUGGUGGCAUGGCUAGUUCUGCCACAAUUCAGAGGAGCAGCUUUUAUAUACGAGAGAUUCGUGAGACAGAAGAUCAAGCAAUACCAUCAACAGCGUGAGAAGUCUCCCAACAGCAAAGGAAAGAACAAGUUUGUGGAUUUCAUCAUACCCAAGAAAGGAGAGCAGGAGGCUUACUGAAGACAGAUUGCUGUCUCUGUGUGUGUGGAUCUUCUUUGUGUUUUCUUGUGGUAUAGGCAUAAUAGCUUUAGACCAAUGGAAAAGGUUUUCUUUAUGACUUUAUGUGGCUCUCAAUCGACCUCUUCAUCCACGUCUACUCUAUGAAUAGAGACCAUGUUGAAAGCUUCGAUUGUGUUGAUGUUUUUCAAGUUUGUGGGUCCGUUAAUAGUAGUAAUCCACCGUCUGAUUUUCUUUAAAUCUUACGUAAAGAUGAUUCUGGGUUAUGAGUCAUGCGAGUAUGGAUGGGAAAAAAAAUCAGAUAUUGAUCGGACGACAUCACA